Molecule: messenger RNA, 1950 nt
Organism: Amphibalanus amphitrite
Lineage: Eukaryota; Metazoa; Arthropoda; Thecostraca; Balanomorpha; Balanidae
Exons: 3
Coding region: 121-681 (186 amino acids)
Source: RefSeq, a predicted model, not a curated record
UGUUGGGCAAAAUCUUGUCGGUGGCUGUGGCUUUCGUCCUGUUUGGAUGGUGAUGGUCUGUCUGUGCGAACUGCCAGGUAUGCGCCGUCGCCGGCCGAUGCCGUGCGGUUCGAGCUGGAGAUGGCCGAGGUGCCGGCCGGCCGGCCGGCCACGCGGCCCAUGGCAAUCCCGCGCCGGCCGGCCGGCCUGGCGGCGCCCGCCGAGAGCGUGCUGCUGCGCCGGCGGUACCAGCUGAGUCGCAGUGCGGCCGCGGCCGAGCUGGUGCGGCGCCACCACUGCAGCUCAGAGGACGAGGACGAGCGCGAGCACCGCCGCCGCUUUGGCGAGGAGGGCGCCGCGGCGUGCGACCAGUCCGAUGGCGACCAGGUGGACGGCGGCGAGGCGGCGCACCACGGGCACAUCCGGCGCCGCCAGGGCGCCGAGCCGCCGGCCCCAGCUGCCUUCAAUGCCGAGCUGCCGGAGGAGGCGCGUGGCCCGGCGCUGGCGUCCAGCCUGCCCGUGGAGCUGGACGUGGGCCAGGAGCUGCGCCAGCUCGCCGACUCCCUGAGCCUCUCCCGCUCGGCACCCGGCGCGCUGCCGGCCCGACGCCACUACAUCUGGACGCUGAUCGGGCGACCGUUUGAGUUCGGAACGGUCCGAGGGGCGACGGCCCGGCCGCGGCCCGCCUCUGGCCGUCCGUGAGCCGCCAGCUCGCCGGGCCGGCGACCAGGGAGCGGCUGCAGCACCGACCACUGCCGUGCUCAAUGUCUUGCCGCGCGCGGCCCGCCAGUCAUCAGGUGCACGCGCCGCUCGCUACUUUUGCCAGUGAAGAGACGUUAUGAAUGAUCCUCCACAGUUUCGCUAGGGGGAGCCCAACGCAGGCGUGGUUUUAGGGCUGCCGGUUCAGUGCCUCAGCGCUCCCGGAGAUUACGCUGUGGUCGCCUUGGACAGUUUGAGUUAUAAGUUGGAUCGUUGUGCAGUGUGGCUCUCCCGCGAUCGGUUUGAAUGCUGAAUGAACUACGCAUUUUGGAGCAUGUCCGCAAUUUCAUCGGGUAGCUAACUGAACUCCUGAGAUCUCACUGGACGAACUAUGGCACACAAUGUGUUUGGUGUAGUUUCUGAAAUAGAUACCGCCUAGUUGGGGUUUUCAUGCAGUCGCGAUUGUACCGUCAUAGCCUUGAUCGAAUACUUGACUGUUUAAUAUAUCGGUAGCAUCAAAAUUAAGAAUGACUGAUAGAAUACCUCAACGCAACGACUCAAAUGAAUAUGCAAAUAGCGAUGUGAUGUGUUUGUGAUUUAGUUAACAACCCGUGUGGUGGAUAUGACCGUGCUGCUUAUGUCCCCGCCAAUUGUACAUAGCUGGCUGCUCAGUGAGCUGACGCCGGCCGCUAACUGUACAAAGUUUUCCGUCGGCGCCCGCUGGCGCCGUCUGCAGCGGAGCCCGCAGUGUCCGCCUGCGCGGUUUAGACUUUAGUUCCAUCUGGCGCCGGCCGGAGCCGGUCGCCGCCGGCGCCGCCGCUGCUGGCGCGUCGGCCGGCGUUCGGUGGUCUCCGGUCGCGCUGUGACGGCGAUUUCCCGGGUGCCUUUGUCGAGGUGCCGUGGACAGUGUCCGUCCAGCGCGGUACACAGCGGCCCCAGCGCCGCCUCGGAGCGGCCCGGUUCACCGCACAGUCUGUUCAGAUCAUGCGCGGUCCGCGGGUCUCCAGGUCUGAACGUUGGCCGAGUGUCCUUGGCCGCCCCGUCGUCGCCAUACGUGGUUGGACCGUUGGCUCCCUCCGUGUGCGCCGCUGGUUCCCUCCGUGUGCGCCCGGCCGGCCGCCGUCAGUCUCGCGGCGCGCGCGCCUCUGCGUGCCGACGGCGGCGGUGCGCCCUCCCAACUGGGACGCCGCCGUGUUACGUUUGACCGAUAUCACCUGUCUAUGCUGUUGGGCUGACCAUACCAUGUUGAUGAAAUAAACUCGAGCUGAGGGA